GGAUAAAUGAAAUACCGUCUCAAACGCGCUUUUCUUUUCUUUUUUUUUUCUAUAUCAUAACAAUGACGAAUUUACCUAAAGAACUGUAUUACCUUGAUGACAAUUUUUCUAUUCGUUCAUUACGCAAAUAUCAGCUAAAAGAGAUCUUGGCGGCCCAUCAUAUUCCUUAUUUACGUAGUAUUACUCGUAAUGACUUGAUCCAUCUGUUUAAGAAACAUAUUGAGCCUAGAAAAGAAGAGAUCAUAGCAGCCUAUCAGAAAAAGCAACAAGAACAGCCACUACCAAUCGAAGAAUAUGGUCGUGGUCAUCGUGCUGUACAAAAACCAACGCGAUUUGAAGAUGAAGUUAAAGAAGUCAAAAAGGAUAAAGACGGAUUUGCUAUUCCUUCUGUACCUAAACGUGCUCCAUUCAAUCCAGAAGAUUCAUUUGGAGAGAGUGAAGUCGAAUCUACACCCAUCCCGAGAAAGGAGCCCAAAAAGCAGCAACAGAAAGUGUUAGUUCAUCCACCUAAAACGAAGAAACCAAAGAAAAAAGUACAGUUCAACCCUGAUGAUUCAUUUGCUUCUGAAGGUUCAGACGAUGAUUAUACUGAACCUAUCGAGUUGGAUGAUGAACAAGUCGAUCCUGAUUACGAUGCAGAUGCUGAUGUGACUGAUGAAUCAGAAGAGGAUAUUGGUGAGAUUGACAAAGAAGAGUUAGUGUUGCUCUAUAAAGAUCAAGCCGUGCCAGCAGAAACCUUGGCCAAACCCUAUCCUAUCAAGACACGAUCUCAGAAAUUAGCUGAAGCAAGACAACAUCUGUUACUAUGGAAGACGAUAUUGAAGCGUAUAGGCUAUGGCUUAUGUAUAGUAUACAUGGUUGUCGGCAUUGUUGGAUUAAGCAUCACUGCUUAUGCACGUCAACAAAAUGGUUAUUGCACAAAUCAUUCUAUUCAUCCUAAGAAUGUUUCUUUUCUGUUCUCUUUGUUGCCCUCUCCUUGUAUUCCAUGCCCAGAUCAUGGUGUAUGUACAGAGGAUGAACUGAUAUGUGAUCCACUUUAUGAAAAAAAGACACCUUUCUAUAAUAUUGGCCAUCGAUUACCUAUUGCGGAUGAUUGUAUUCAUAAUUCAGUCCUAGGUAAAUAUGUUGCACAAGUAGAACGCAAAAUCAAGCAACAAUUGGCUAUCAAACAAGGGGAAUUAGCUUGUCAACACUUGCUUGCUCAUCCAGACAGCACAGAUGCCCCUGUUGGCAAAGUGUUAGUCAAAGAUGUCUUGUCUAAUAUCAAAGCAUUUGUUGAACUCCAUCUUCCUCAAGACAGAAUAGAAGAAAUUAUGGUGAUUGCCUUAUCUGCUGUCCUUGAAGAUCCCAAGAUUCAUUACUGGGAGAUUGAGGAUCAAAAGUACUUAGGCACAGAAGAAGCAGUGUAUAGUACUUGGUGUAAAAUACAGCGUGUGUAUCAACAAACACCUUUCAACAUCAAGAUCUAUAUCAUUGCUUUUCUUUCUGUUCUUUCAGCUGUAUAUGGUGCCUCAAGGGACUAUAGAAGAAAUCUAAUGUAUCAACAAAAGAUGGAUACACUUGUCAAGUCUAUUUUGGACCAAUUAAAGCAACAGCAUGACAAAUACAUGCAAGACUCAACUAUAUCACCUACUGUGCCUGUACCUCAACUCCGUUCAUGUGUGGUGGAUGUCAAUAAUAACAAAACCAUUCAAGACUGGUUACGUGUGGUAGAGAAGAUAGAAUCACAUCCUCAUGUACGCAAAAGCUUUAAAGAAGUCAGAGGAGAACCUGUUGAAUAUUGGGAAUUGACUGCAUAA
This is a messenger RNA of Gilbertella persicaria, 1799 nucleotides long. RefSeq names its product Man1-Src1p-C-terminal domain-containing protein. Bases 63 to 1799 code for a protein of 578 amino acids. The record is from RefSeq and is a predicted model, not a curated record. Gene Ontology annotation, cellular component: nuclear inner membrane. The transcript is spliced from 6 exons. Gene Ontology annotation, molecular function: chromatin binding. Lineage: Eukaryota; Fungi; Mucoromycota; Mucoromycetes; Mucorales; Choanephoraceae.